UCUUCAUUUACGGCCAUCCUUUAAUACCUUUAAUCAAAACCUAUAAAACCCCAAACUCCAUGACUCCCCCCCACUCUCACCCCAAACGCACGCGCCCAUUCCACCUCACACCCCGUCCGGUCCCACCCUCAGUCAACACUCCACGCGCACUCUCCCACGCGCCCUGGAGAAUUUUGCCCUAGUCGCCUGCACUCUCUAUAUCGUGCACCAUCGUCUCCGCCUCCGACUUCCGUAUACACGACGUCGUUUCGAUCUCUGAAUUCGAUCCGUCAUACGACGCCGUUUUGAUUGCCUCUUUUUAUCGGUGAAUUCGGUCCGAUACACGACGUCGUUUUGAUUGCUUUGUUUUCGUCGGUUAAUUUGAAGAGUUGAAGAUGGAACCGAUGGAUAUUGUUGGUAAGACGAAAGAAGACGCUUCAUUACCGAAAGCUACUAUGACUAAAAUAAUUAAGGAGAUGUUGCCUCCAGAUGUACGUGUUGCAAGAGACACUCAAGAUCUUUUGAUUGAGUGUUGCGUAGAGUUCAUUAAUCUCGUUUCAUCAGAAUCAAAUGAAGUCUGUGGCAAAGAAGAUAGAAGAACCAUCGCACCAGAGCAUGUUCUCAAGGCGUUAGAGGUUCUUGGUUUUGGGGAUUACAUAGAAGAGGUUUAUGCUGCGUACGAACAACACAAACUCGAAACAGUGGAUACUGUUAGAGGUGGAAAAUGCACAAAUGGAGCAGAGAUGACUGAAGAAGAAGCAUUAGCGGAACAACAGAGGAUGUUUGCAGAGGCACGUGCUAGAAUGAACGGUGUUGCAACCGCCCCCAAACCGCCUGAAGCCGAAUCAAGUUUGAACGGCCAACUCUUAGAACCCUUUUAAAUUAUAAGAAUAGGCAAGCUUCGUUAACCCCAACUCCUAUCAUGUACAAAGUCCCUUUGGCUUAGUUUACUUUACGGCUACCAGUUUGAAUCUUAGUGUAAUUUGUACUCUUAGUUUAUGUCUAUAUGGUUGCUGAUUAGUAAGGUUUAGUCAAAGUCAAAGCUGCAUUUCAUUUGUUAGGCAUGAUGUGGCUGGAUGAUUUAUUGUUGACUGGGAAAUGAAAUAGAAGGUUGCUUCCAUUAUUUACA
Molecule: messenger RNA, 1108 nt
Organism: Helianthus annuus (common sunflower)
Lineage: Eukaryota; Viridiplantae; Streptophyta; Magnoliopsida; Asterales; Asteraceae
Product: protein Dr1 homolog
Exons: 6
Coding region: 375-860 (161 amino acids)
Molecular function (GO): protein heterodimerization activity
Source: RefSeq, a predicted model, not a curated record